Molecule: messenger RNA, 1299 nt
Organism: Gossypium raimondii (Peruvian cotton)
Lineage: Eukaryota; Viridiplantae; Streptophyta; Magnoliopsida; Malvales; Malvaceae
Product: 60S acidic ribosomal protein P0
Exons: 5
Coding region: 168-1130 (320 amino acids)
Biological process (GO): ribosomal large subunit assembly; cytoplasmic translation; ribosome biogenesis
Cellular component (GO): cytosolic large ribosomal subunit
Molecular function (GO): structural constituent of ribosome; large ribosomal subunit rRNA binding
Source: RefSeq, a predicted model, not a curated record
AAGCCCAAACCCAAUCUCGACCGUCUGGUCAAGAACAACCCUAAAACCCUAAUUCCCCUUUCCCAUUUCUCAUCCUACUAUAUAACCCUACUGUAACCCUAAUCCCCAUUUUAACCGAGCAUAAACGCAUCGUCUUGGCCUUUUGUUACUAAUACUACCAUCCCAAAAUGGCAGUGAAGCCCUCCAAAGCCGACAAGAAAAUCGCCUACGAUGCUAAAUUAUGUCAGCUCUUAGACGAGUACACCCAGAUCUUAAUUGCGGCAGCCGACAAUGUGGGUUCGAAUCAGCUCCAGAACAUUCGCAAAGGUCUUCGAGGUGACUCAGUUGUUCUCAUGGGUAAAAAUACAAUGAUGAAACGGUCCGUCCGUAUGCACGCUGAGAAAACCGGAAACCAGGCUUUCCUUAACCUUAUCCCCUUGCUUCAGGGAAAUGUUGGUUUGAUUUUUACCAAGGGUGAUUUGAAGGAAGUUAGUGAGGAAGUUGCCAAGUACAAGGUUGGAGCUCCUGCUCGUGUUGGUCUGGUUGCACCCAUUGAUGUGGUUGUCCCACCCGGCAACACUGGGCUUGACCCUUCACAAACUUCUUUCUUCCAGGUUCUUAAUAUUCCAACCAAGAUUAACAAGGGUACUGUUGAAAUUAUCACUCCUGUGGAGCUUAUCAAGAAGGGCGACAAGGUUGGGUCUUCUGAGGCUGCACUUCUUGCCAAGCUUGGAAUUAGGCCCUUCUCAUAUGGUCUUAUUGUAUUGUCUGUUUAUGACAAUGGCUCUGUUUUUAGCCCUGAGGUGUUGGAUCUUACCGAGGAUGACCUGAUUGAGAAAUUUGCUACUGGUGUCUCCAUGGUUACUGCAUUGUCUCUUGCCAUCUCAUACCCGACCCUUGCAGCUGCACCACACAUGUUCAUCAAUGGCUACAAGAAUGUCUUGGCUGUUGCAGUUGCAACAGAGUAUUCUUUCCCUCAGGCUGAUAAAGUGAAAGAGUAUUUGGCGGAUCCAAGCAAAUUUGCCGUUGCUGCUGCCCCUGUUGCUGCUGGUGGUGGUGCUGCUCCGGCUGCUGCUGCCCCUGUGGAGGAGAAAAAACCAGAACCAGAAGAAGAGUCUGAUGAUGAUAUGGGAUUCAGUCUCUUUGACUAAGUUUGUCUUUAUUAGUAGAAAGAUUCAGGAUUAGAAGACUUGAGAAAAAUCUGAGAACGUUACGAGUUGUUCAUCGUAGUUUUGUUUUGAUGUGGUUGCUUUGGAAGUUUUGAGAAUUCACAAGUUUUUUUGCAGCUUUUGUUAAUGCUCAAAUGCUAACGGUUGAUUA